Molecule: messenger RNA, 2653 nt
Organism: Zea mays
Lineage: Eukaryota; Viridiplantae; Streptophyta; Magnoliopsida; Poales; Poaceae
Source: RefSeq, a predicted model, not a curated record
GUGGUGUAUGUGUGGGCGCAUCAGUUUUAUCUGCUGGUCCUAUUAUUUAUUAUUGAGUAUGGUCAUUUAAAUUAUAUGAACAGUUAUCUUUUGUUUUGGCCUUUAGCAUGUUUGUAUUAAUGUUUUCUUUGGUCCCUAAUCUAGCCAAUUUUUCAGUAAUACUUGUUCUAUCUACUUGCACUGCCAGAUCUUGGUUGUAUAUUCAAUAGAAGACUAUAAAUAAUUUUCAAUAUAUUUAGCAUAUUUGAGCUGGUUUGUUUGUCUGUAAGUGUAUAUAUGGUCUUGUACACAUUAGUAUCUUGUGGUCUGCAUGUCUCGAUUAUGUGUCGUCUAAUCAUAUUCAAGUAUUUUGAGUCCAUCUAACAUUCAGGUGUCAGAUUAGUAUUAUAUUAUUGUGAAAUGUCUACAUGUUUUGCGUAUGCAUCUGAAGCGCGUAACAAUAAUGGUGUGAGAUUAUUAAUCGGCUAUGUGUUUGUGGUCGUUGAUUGCUCAGCAUCGUUAUCUAUAGUUCUUUUCAUUUACUACUGCAGCCUGCAGGUGAGGUGAUGAUGUGCCAUUGAACAAAAGGCUAUGUCCCAAUGCAAUAAUCGUAAACUUUUAUUUUCUUGAAUAAAACACAAGGGGAUUUUCUUUACUGUAAAACGGAGGAUGUAUAAUUCACAACUCAGUGGUGAAUGAUGGUGCAAAGCAGAGGAGGCGACGGAGCUAUAAGCGGUAAAAGUGGGCGCUCACUAAACUACACUCGCUCGUAGCCGUUCACUUGUCAGCACGGCAGCGCAGCACACCCCAUCUUCUCCUCUUCUUCGUCACGCCAUUUCGCAUGCUCCAUUCCGUUCCCUGUUCCUCGUACGUAGUGUAGCACCAAGGAGCCAAAGCCAGCGGGGCAGCUGAGCGAGCAUGGUGAAGAUCUGCUGCAUCGGCGCGGGGUACGUGGGCGGGCCGACGAUGGCGGUGAUCGCGCUCAAGUGCCCGGCCAUCGAGGUGGUGGUGGUGGACAUCUCGGAGCCGCGCAUCGCCGGGUGGAACAGCGAGCGCCUCCCCAUCUACGAGCCCGGCCUGGACGAUGUCGUGAGGCAGUGCCGCGGCCGCAACCUCUUCUUCAGCACCGAGGUGCACCGCCACGUGGGCGACGCCGACAUCGUCUUCGUCUCCGUCAACACCCCGACCAAGACCUGCGGCCUGGGCGCCGGCAAGGCCGCCGACCUCACCUACUGGGAGAGCGCGGCGCGCAUGAUCGCCGACGUCUCCCGCUCCGACAAGAUCGUGGUGGAGAAGUCCACGGUGCCCGUCAAGACCGCGGAGGCCAUCGAGAAGAUCCUGGUGCACAACAGCCGCGGCGUGCGCUACCAGAUCCUGUCCAACCCUGAGUUCCUGGCGGAGGGCACCGCCGUGCAGGACCUGUUCGCGCCCGACCGCGUGCUCAUCGGCGGCCGCGAGACCCCCGAGGGCCGCGCCGCCGUCGCCAGGCUCAGGGACGUGUACGCGCAGUGGGUGCCCGGGGACCGCAUCAUCACCACCAACCUCUGGUCCGCCGAGCUGUCCAAGCUCGCCGCCAACGCCUUCCUGGCGCAGCGCAUCUCCUCCGUCAACGCCAUCUCCGCGCUCUGCGAGGCCACGGGCGCCGACGUCACCGAGGUGGCGCACUCCGUCGGCAGGGACGCGCGCAUCGGCCCGCGCUUCCUCUCCGCCAGCGUCGGCUUCGGCGGCUCCUGCUUCCAGAAGGACAUCCUCAACCUCGUCUACAUUUGCGAGUGCUACGGCCUCCCCGAGGUGGCCGCCUACUGGCGGGAGGUCAUCCGGAUCAACGACCACCAGAAGAGCCGCUUCGUCAACCGCGUCGUCUCCUCCAUGUUCAACACCGUCGCCGGCAAGAAGAUCGCCGUGCUCGGCUUUGCCUUCAAGAAGGACACGGGGGACACCCGCGAGACGCCCGCCAUCGACGUCUGCAACGGCCUGCUCGGGGACAAGGCUGUCAUCAGCAUCUACGACCCGCAGGUGACGGGGGAGCAGGUGUCGCGGGACCUCGCCAUGAACAAGUUCGACUGGGACCACCCGCGCCACCUGCAGCCGCUCAGCGCCACCGACCUGGCCAAGCAGGUCGCCGUCGCGCCCGACGCCUACGAGGCCGCGCGCGACGCGCACGCCGUCUGCAUCCUCACCGAGUGGGACGAAUUCAGGACGCUCGACUACAAGCGCAUGUUCGACGCCAUGCACAAGCCAGCCUUCAUCUUCGACGGCCGCAACGUCGUCGACCCCGCCAAGCUCCGGGAGAUCGGCUUCGUCGUCUACGCUAUCGGCAAGCCGCUCGACGAUUGGCUCAAGGACAUGCCAGCCGUCGCGUGAUCCAUCGAUCCAUCUGUAGGGCGCAUUCCUUGACAUGCGGCCCCAUGCAUCCAUCUUUCUUCAUCCUCCCUCUCAUCCGAUUCGGCUAUUCAUCAGUAUAUUAAUUAGGUUUCCCUGUUAAUUUCAUUGUGGUCUUUAAUUCACAGUUUUUUUACAAGUUAGCUCGAUCGAUAUGCCGACAUGUUUUAUACUUAGGUAGUAUAUAGAAUCUUUUUGCAUACAUGCACGGAGUACUAAUGAUAUAUAAAUUUUGAAUUGUUUGUAGCUUUAUUUAUAUACAUUGGCAAAGCAUUGAUGCUGUUUCUUGUCA